CUUGGGCACUCCUUGUUUUUGUGCUCUGGAUGUGGAUCAAAACCAGCAGGGAUCCCAGCAGUCCUCCCCUGGUGGUUUGUGUGUAGGAAAUGGCAACUGCUCUCAGUGGCCGAAACCCUGGUGGACGUGGUCCUAACCGAAGUAAGGGUCGGAUUUUAGGCAUCAUUGAUGCCAUUCAGGAUGCAGUUGGGCCACCGAAACAAGCAGCUGCGGACCGGCGGACUGUGGAGAAAACCUGGAAGCUCAUGGAUAAAGUUGUCCGGCUGUGCCAAAACCCCAGACUCCAGCUGAAGAACAGUCCACCAUACAUACUGGACAUCCUACCUGAUGCCUACCAGCACCUGCGGCUCAUACUGGGCAAAUAUGAAGAGAACCAGAGACUCACACAUCUCAGUGAGAAUGAGUACUUUAAAAUCUACAUUGAUAGCCUUAUGAAGAAAUCCAAACGGGCCAUCCAGCUCUUCAAAGAGGGAAAGGAGAGAAUGUAUGAGGAGCAGUCACAGGACAGGAGGAACCUGACCAAGCUGUCUCUGAUCUUCAGUCACAUGCUGGCUGAAAUCAAAGCCAUCUUCCCUGGGGGACAGUUCCAGGGCGACACUUUCAGGAUCACCAAAGCUGAUGCUGCUGACUUCUGGAGGAGAUUUUUUGGAGAAAAGACAAUAGUGCCAUGGAAAGUCUUCCGACAGUGCCUUCAUGAACUGCAUCCCAUCAGCUCGGGCCUGGAGGCCAUGGCCCUCAAAUCGACCAUCGACCUCACCUGCAAUGACUACAUUUCUGUGUUUGAGUUUGACAUCUUCACACGCCUCUUCCAGCCAUGGGGAUCAAUUCUGAGGAACUGGAAUUUCCUUGCAGUGACUCACCCUGGCUACAUGGCCUUUCUUACCUAUGAUGAAGUCAAAGCCCGACUGCACAAGUACAUCAACAAACCUGGCAGUUACAUCUUCAGACUGAGCUGUACGCGGCUGGGUCAGUGGGCCAUCGGUUAUGUGACCAAUGAUGGCAACAUACUGCAAACCAUCCCCAACAACAAACCGCUGUUCCAGGCCCUCAUCGAUGGCUACAGGGAGGGCUUUUACUUGUUCCCUGAUGGUCGCAGCUACAAUCCUGAUCUCACUGGUUUAUGUGAGCUGACGCCUCAUGAUCACAUCAAAGUGACACAAGAGCAGUAUGAGCUGUACUGUGAGAUGGGCUCCACCUUCCAGCUCUGUAAGAUCUGUGCUGAGAACGACAAAGAUGUCAAAAUCGAGCCUUGCGGUCAUCUGAUGUGUACUUCCUGUCUUACAGCCUGGCAGGAAUCAGAUGGUCAGGGUUGUCCGUUCUGUCGUUGUGAGAUCAAAGGCACAGAGCCCAUCAUUGUGGAUCCCUUUGACCCACGAAACGAGGGCACCAAGUGUUUCUUCCUGGACCAGCACAGCUGCCACAUGCUGGAGCUGGAUGACGAGGAGGACCGGGAGGACUGCCUAGUCAUGAAUGGACUGGCAAACAUCAGGAAGCACUGUGCCGAGCGUCAGAGCUCACCCAUGGUGUCUCCCAGCUCUUCACCCGUCAGCCAACACAGGAAAGCCCACCACGGAGACCCCGGCCACUGCAUCCAGCACCUUGGCCUGCCCCCUGUCCCACCGCGACUAGACCUCAUCCAGAAAGGUGCUAUCCGCUCCCCGUCUGCCAGUCCCACCGGCUCCCCGAAGUCUUCACCAGGCAUGUCCAGGAAGCAAGACAAGCCUCUCCCAGCCCCACCUCCUCCUCAGAGGGACCCACCUCCACCGCCUCCUCCUGAGCGUCCUCCUCCCAUCCCCCCAGAGUCACGCCAUUCUUGGCUCCCCAGUUCCUCUUCUUUGUCAUCUUCUACUGGCGCACUGUCAGACUCCCAGAUGCCUUCCGAGACAUGGUGUACCAAAGACAGCCACCUGGCAGAUGCCCACAGGACUGGAGUCGAACACCAGGUUCAGCUAGGACCCUCUGGCCCCUCCCACUUGAACGGAAGACCACUCAGUUGUCCGUCUGCAGGAUUUGGAAGGUUGCAUCACAGAAUGGAGGGGGCAGGAAACUUGGAUAGCUCCAAGCCCUUCCCUAAUGGCGUGCAAGUCAGCGAUGAGUAUGAUAUCCUUCCCUCCCGGCUCUCGCCAACUCAGUCCACACUUGCCAGUAGCCACAAACCCACAAACCCUUUCACCAGUCCUGUGGUAGAACGACAGCAGAGGGUGAUGGAGAGGGCGGAGGAUGACUAUCAAAUCCCUUCAUCCAACCUCUGCCUGAGCCAGCCUCCAAUCUGCAUCUCUGUACCGAGCAGGCACUUGGAGAAUGGCUCCCCAGAGCCCUCCAUUGAGGAGAAGAAGUUGCGGCCCCCUGAGCCUGGUACACACUCAGAAUUGGUCAGGGGGUUGGUCCCGGGGGCAGCACAUACUGCCCUCUACCCCUUCAACACUACCCUGUCACCCUCUGACUAUGACAUUCUGCUGCCCCCCCAAGCAUUAGAGGAACCCUUCAACAACUGCCCUCUGUCCCAGCCUCCUCCUUCCCCUCCUCCCCCUCCACCGGCGCGGCACAGCUUUACCGAUCACUCCUCCUCUUCACUGUCCUCAUCCUGCAACUCCACGUCCUCCUCCUCUGUCAUAGCACGACCACACAGGCCCUCCUCUGGACAUGAGCACUUGCUGUUAAACCCUGCAUCGAUGGACUGUUCGCAGGCCCCCGCCAGGCCACCCAAGCCACUCCCCAGGAAGAUCCCUCCAGACAUUCAGUCAGGAAAACCCCACAGCAUGGAGUCAGAGACCGUGGAUGCCAAGAUCGCCAAGCUGAUGGGAGAGGGUUACUCCUUUGAAGAUGUGAAGCGGGCACUGAUGAUCGCCCAGUACAAAGUGGAUGUGGCCCGAAACAUUCUGCGAGAGUUUGCCUUAGUGGCCCCGAGACUGAACCUCUAGUCCUAGAGACAGUGAAAAGGGGAGCACAAUGAAGCUGUGCCUCUGAAUGAACUGAAUAAAAAAGGGCUCGUUUGUGCAGCUUGGCCUCAAACUGUUGGAAAAUACUCUGAUCAAAAGAAACAAAUAAUUAUUUCAAGGAAGACUCACCUUUUGUUGCUGAACAGAGAUGACGACAUACGACAAAGUGGCUAAAACCAAAUCACGGCAGAACACAGAGAAUCAAAAAAGGGAGAGAAGAGCAUCUGUGAAUGAUUUAAACCUGUGAAAAAAAAGAACCAGGCUUAUUGUUGUUUACAAUGGGCUUUUACCAGUGCUGGCCUCUGGUUUGCAAAUGCUCCUGUUUGUCUCUGGGCUUGGACUGCACGCCUGUUUUAAAGCCCUGAUCCUGCUAGUGCUGCUACUGUUACUUUCACAUCCUGCCACCCUCCAGAGUCUAUUUUGAAGGGCUUUUCAAAAGAGCAAGACAUUUGCAUCUCAUUUCAGCUUACAUGCUCAGCCAGUUUUAAGAGAUCAUUUUUAUUUACAACCAGUGGGGGGAGUCAGACUCCACUGAUUCUCUUCUCUAACUCUGCUUCUUACUCUCCUCUCAACAGUGUCCGCUGCCCCACCUACUUACUCUGCCUUUCCUUGUGUGUUGUGUGCACAGAAUAUUCCACUGUUUGCCCAGAGUCUGGCAGACUUGUAGGUCUUAACAAGGUCCGUUGAGUUAGGAGCGGUUAGAUGGAGCCGGAGGAUGUUCCCCCAGACCUGGAGAAAACUGUGAGACAGCUGCAGAGGAUCACUCUAGUUAGACUUGGUAUCUGGUGAAGCAAAGAGAUAGCGGGACAGUUAGUUAUCGCUCUUUGUUUCUGUUCCGAGACCAGAGAAUUAAUCAGCUGAGGCCUUUUUUAAUUACAUUCUUCAUCUGAGGACAGCAAGCCUAUGAAUGUAUUUGUUCUGCAUGAGCGAGCUGUACCUUUGUGCACUUUGAGCUCCUCUCAGGCCCAGUUUUGAAGUGAUUAAGUGGUUUGUGGACAUUUUUUAAUUACUCCUCAGUUGCUCUGUGUCAAAAGCCGGACAAUUGUGCCUGCAUUUCAACUCAAGCAUUUAAAUGACAGGAGCGAGUCUGUUGUGUUGAUCAGCGAGCCAGACGUCAUCUGUUAAAGCUUGGAGCCGAUGCGCUCAGCAGCUGUCACACUGCAACCUCCUGUCUCCACUUCAAUUAUCCAGUCAGCAUAUGCUGAAAAUGUCAACAUUUCAACAUGUUUGAGGAUUCGCUCUCCGUCUGAUUUGGAGUAAGAAUCAAUAAAGUUGAACCAUAGAACCCUGCAGAGCGUUCAACAUGAGACGAAUCAUAUGCACCUUCACUGUGCAGGUGAAGUUGAAACCCCCUUACCUCAGAAUCUGGAAUCAGCUGUACCAUAAUCUAGAAUCUGGAAUCACCUAAUGACUGCACCAUAUUUCACCUAUGCACAUAGGCCUACUGGUUUUGUUCAAAUGUAUUUUUUUUCCUUGUGGAAUGGAGAUGUAUAAAAGAUGCAGAUCAGUGCUGGACCUGUUAGUGGUGUUGUUUGCUAUGUUUACAUGGAUGAUAAAACUUGGCUAUUAUUUUAAAUUAAAGAAUCAUUUCAGUUUA
Messenger RNA from Seriola dumerili (greater amberjack), 4536 nucleotides. RefSeq names its product Cbl proto-oncogene B (gene cblb). Gene Ontology annotation, cellular component: plasma membrane; membrane raft. The record is from RefSeq and is a predicted model, not a curated record. Bases 90 to 2921 code for a protein of 943 amino acids. Gene Ontology annotation, biological process: cell surface receptor signaling pathway; negative regulation of epidermal growth factor-activated receptor activity. Lineage: Eukaryota; Metazoa; Chordata; Actinopteri; Carangiformes; Carangidae. The transcript has 18 exons. Gene Ontology annotation, molecular function: calcium ion binding; phosphotyrosine residue binding; ubiquitin protein ligase activity.